Bolinopsis microptera is the source of this 1693-nucleotide messenger RNA. Its product is annotated as 1-acyl-sn-glycerol-3-phosphate acyltransferase epsilon-like. The coding region runs from base 48 to 1151 and encodes 367 amino acids. The record is from RefSeq and is a predicted model, not a curated record. The transcript has 9 exons. Gene Ontology annotation, molecular function: acyltransferase activity. Gene Ontology annotation, cellular component: endomembrane system. Lineage: Eukaryota; Metazoa; Ctenophora; Tentaculata; Lobata; Bolinopsidae.
GCCGUUGAUCUUCCUCUACUAAACAACUCACUGGUAUUUUUCUUAGUAUGUUAGGCUCUUUGAUAACGUUACGAUCAUUGGCUCCAUCUGUACCUGCUGUGGUUCUGAUUGGAUCUGGUCCAAAUUACUUAUGGCUUUGGUUUUGUAUUAGAGUUCUUACAUUACCUCUGCCAAAAAGAUGGUACCACAAACUUGAACAGUUCUUAUGUUGGGGACCUUAUCAGAGAAUGUGCAUGUUUUUCAUGGAAGGGCUCAGUGGUGUUAAAUUCAAAGUUUAUGGCGAUGUUCCAACUAAGAAAGACCCUGUGAAUGCAUUGUUGGUGUCAAAUCAUCAGUGUGUCUCAGACUGGAUUGUAAUUGACAGUUUUGCUAUGCGUCUUGGCAAUGCAGGUUACAUACACUUCUUUGCCAAGAACGCUCUCAAAUAUGUUCCUCUGUUUGGUAUCUACUGGCACCAACAUGGCUUAAUAUUUGUUAAACGUGGUCGUUCCAUCCUCUGUGACCUAGAGAUUGGUCAUGGUAACAACAAUUUGGAGUUCAUCAGAAAGCAACUAAAAUCAAAGAAGAAGAAUAAUAUACCUAUGAUGAUGACACUCUUUCCAGAGGGCACCAGGUUUAAUCCAAACAACAAGUCAGCGGUUGACAAAAGUAAUGCCUUUGCUCGGAGUAUCGAUUUUCCAACCUGCACCAAAGUUCUUACCCCUCGUAUAACCGGAGCUAACAUCUUCGUGGAGGAACUCGGUGAUCACUUAAAGAAGAUAUUCGACAUAACAAUAGCAUAUGAAGGCACAACUGGUGAAAUGUUACGUCCAGACACACUCGAGUUUCUUGACAACGUCAAAACAGUUCAUGUACACUUCAAGCAGAAAACGAUAAACGAAGCAAGAGAAAAUGAGGGCUGGUUAUUCGAUUCUUUCAAAGACAAGGAACGAAUGUUGGUUGAGUUUGAGAAAACUAACUCCUUCCCCAAUCCUGCAGUGACUAACAAUAUCUACAGUUGGUCAGUAUACAAGGAAACACUCAUCCCGGUUCUCUACACUCUACUGCUGUGCAGUCCACUAGCAUUCAGUAAAAGAGCUCGAAUGGCAUGGCUUCAGACUGUCCUUAUUGUCCCUGUACUGCAAUUACUUGCUAAACCCUUCUGGAAGUAAAAAUUGAAGAAGACAAUGUCAUGCUGAGCAAUGGAGUGUCUUUUUUGUGAUGGAGAAAGGGUCAAGUGUUCAACAAAAGUAAAAAAUCAACAUUAAUUGUUAUUUGUUUAUUGGUACUGUACUUGAUUUUGGUGAUUAUAUUGAUAUUAUAUUCGUGUUCCUACGUGACCCAAAAAUUAAGUCAUUAUGAAUGAUCCACAGAAUUUUAUAGUCAAACUCAAACAGUUAGCUAUUCAUGAUUUUGUUGGUGACACGAACUUUCUCUUUUAUUUAAUUUAUUAAGUUAUUCCUAUAGCUUUUUUACAGUAACUAACAGUAAAUUUCAUGCCGUAAAUCUUCAUAUAUAUGAUGCACUGCUGAGUGCUGCUGUUCAGAAGUGCUCCAUAGUUAGGGAGGCUUUUUAUUUUUUUCAUUAAUUUAUAAGCAUUUUUAAACAUCCUUUUUAUUGUUUAUUAAAAGUGCUAAUUGUUACAGGUUUACUGCACAAAGUGACAGAACUGUAAAUGUCAUUGUAAUUUAAUUUUGUUUGAUAACACUACUUA